AGGAUUCGCCGUGACAGCGCAUGCGGAUCCCAAAACCGAGCCCAUCGCUAGAAAUUUGUGUCGGAAAAGCGUGUGUUUGUGCCGCCGCGGCCUUUCCAACUAGACUGACGCUGAAGAUGACGUGGGGAUUUGUCACGUGUGGCCCCAACGAGGCUCUCGUCAUUUCAGGAUGUUGUUACGGCAAACCGUUAUUGAUACCGGGAGGGAGAGCGUUUGUAUGGCCGGCGAUUCAAAGGAUACAAAGAAUAUGCCUAAAUACUAUGACCUUAAUUGUGGACAGUCCGACGGUAUAUACAAGUCAGGGAGUUCCAAUUUCCGUCACAGGAAUUGCGCAGGUAAAAAUUCAAGGUCAGAACGAAGAAAUGUUGUUGGCGGCCUGCGAGCAGUUCCUAGGGAAAUCACAGAAUGAAAUCCAACACAUUGCCUUAGUUACAUUAGAAGGUCACCAGAGAGCCAUUAUGGGUUCCAUGACUGUCGAGGAAAUCUACAAAGAUCGUAAAAAAUUCAGCAAACAAGUAUUCGAAGUAGCUUCUUCCGAUUUAGUUAAUAUGGGAAUCACCGUAGUUUCGUACACUUUGAAAGACAUUAGAGAUGAAGAGUGGAUCUACAUGCCUAAAAAGCAAGUUGUGAACGAGGGGAACAAAUCCUCGCCACAACGUGUUGUUGUGAAGACGAUGACCAUACGAAAAAUCCGAACGGGCUACUUGAAAAGUCUCGGAAUGGCUCGUACCGCAGAAGUAAAACGCGACGCCCGAAUCGGCGAAGCCGAAGCCCGAUGCGACGCCACAAUCAAAGAAGCCAUCGCCGAGGAGCAAAGGAUGGCUUCGGUGUUCCUCAACGACACCGACAUCGCCAAAGCCAAGCGCGAUUUCGAGCUGAAGAAGGCAGCCUACGACGUCGAAGUCCAAACGAAGAACGCCGAAGCAGAAAUGGCGUACGAGCUGCAGGCGGCGAAGACGAAGCAGAGGAUCAAGGAGGAACAAAUGCAGAUCGUGGUGGUGGAGAGAACGCAACAGAUCGCAGUCCAGGAGCAGGAAAUACAAAGGCGGGAGAGGGAGUUGGAAGCGACCGUUCGUCAGCCAGCAACCGCUGAAAAAUACAGGUUAGAGAAAUUAGCGGAAGCCAAUCACAAUAGAGUUAUCUUGGAAGCUGAAGCUGAAGCGGAAGCCGUUAGAUUGAGAGGUGAAGCCGAAGCUUUUGCGAUUGAAGCCAAAGCGAAGGCGGAAGCCGAGCAGAUGGCAAAGAAGGCUGACGCAUGGAGGGAAUACAAGGAAGCUGCUAUGAUCGACAUGUUUUUGGAAGUACUGCCAAAAAUUGCGGCUGAAGUUGCUGCCCCGAUAUCACAAACUAAGAAAAUUACGAUGGUGUCGACUGGCACAGGGGAAGUCGGAGCUGCCAAACUUACAGGAGAAGUACUAGAAAUCGUCAACAAAGUCCCCCAACUCGUCAAAAAUUUAACCGGAGUGGAUAUCGCCAAAAACAUCCAUGCCGUAUAGGACAACGACGUCCGGGGCUUGAGGACCAAUUUUAACAUCUAGCAAACGCCUUCAAAAGAUUGACGAUGUUGUAGCUUAUGAAUCUGCAGUUGUUCCGAGAUUAUAAAUCAGGUCAAGCCUUAUAAACGUUUCAUAUGUGUAAAUGUAUAUUUUUUGUAUGCCAUGUAUGUGAUUUUAGUGUGUACAACUUUUACCUGCGUACAAGGAGAUUCUCGACAAUGACGUAUUCUUUGUAAUAAUAUAAUAAGAAGAAUAAUAAUAUUAUCACAUACAGUAAACGGCUUAUAUGAAGGUCAUGUUUUGGAAUCACUUGUAUGUAAUUAUUUCUAAAACAUUGUUAAACCUAUUAUAAUUCACGCAGUUUUCCGUGAAUCUAUUAGUUAUUAUAAUGAAAGUACCUUCUCUAAUGAUACUGUUCACGUGGUGUUCAUUCUGUUUGUAAAGCACAAGUUGUCCAGUAAUCAAGGCCGGGCUCGAUAAUUAUUUCCUGUAUGAUAUUUAUACUUAAUAUUGUAAAAAGUGGUUAAACGCAGUGGUAAUUUUAGAGUAUUGAUGUGGAAUCUUGAUUGUUGAUUUAUUAUUGUCACAACGCCAAAAGAUUAUGCGAAUCACUGUAAAGUUUUAGCUUAAACGAAUAAACGAUAUUUUAUUAUGAA
Zophobas morio is the source of this 2152-nucleotide messenger RNA. RefSeq names its product flotillin-1. The record is from RefSeq and is a predicted model, not a curated record. Gene Ontology annotation, biological process: positive regulation of cell junction assembly; protein localization to plasma membrane; protein kinase C signaling. NCBI's taxonomy places the organism in Eukaryota, Metazoa, Arthropoda, Insecta, Coleoptera, Tenebrionidae. Bases 21 to 1496 code for a protein of 491 amino acids. Gene Ontology annotation, cellular component: plasma membrane; cytoplasmic vesicle; flotillin complex. The transcript is spliced from 8 exons.